AUGAAUUCGGCUCUCGCACCUCCGUCUACUCUCACGAGCCUCCCUCAUCAGAAACUCCAUUCCUUCCGAUCACCACCGUCGCUUCCAUCUUCAGCCUCUAUGACGACGACGACGGCACGAGGGAGCCUAGCCGUGACGGCUGCUGCGACCACCACGCUGAGAGAAGGAAUAGCUGAGUUCUACAACGAGACGUCUGGUCUGUGGGAGGAGAUAUGGGGAGAUCAUAUGCAUCACGGGUUUUACGAUCCUGAUUCCUCCGUCCAACUCUCUGAUUCUGGUCACCGGGAAGCUCAGAUCCGUAUGAUUGAAGAGUCUCUCCGUUUCGCCGGCGUUACUGACGGGGAAGAAGAAGAAGAAGAGAAAAAGAUAAAGAGAGUGGUGGAUGUUGGUUGUGGGAUCGGAGGAAGCUCAAGAUACUUAGCCUCUAAGUUUGGAGCCGAGUGCGUUGGCAUAACACUUAGUCCUUUUCAAGCCAAAAGGGCCAAUGAUCUUGCAGCUGCUCAGUCUUUAUCUAAUAAGGUGUCGUUCCAAGUUGCAGAUGCAUUGGAUCAGCCAUUUGAAGAUGGGACAUUCGAUCUGGUUUGGUCUAUGGAGAGCGGUGAACAUAUGCCUGAUAAGGCCAAGUUUGUGAAUGAGUUGGUGCGUGUGGCCGCUCCUGGUGGAAGGAUAAUAAUUGUGACAUGGUGCCACAGAAAUCUAUCCCAAGGAGAAGAAGCAUUGCAGCCAUGGGAGCAGAACCUCUUGGACAGAAUCUGCAAGACAUUUUAUCUCCCCGCCUGGUGCUCUACCUCUGAUUAUGUCCAGUUGCUUCAAUCCCUCUCACUCGAGGAUAUUAAAUAUGCAGAUUGGUCAGAUAACGUAGCUCCUUUCUGGCCAGCCGUUAUUCGAACUGCGUUAACCUGGAAGGGACUUGUGUCUUUGCUUCGCAGUGGUAUGAAGAGUAUAAAAGGAGCCUUGACAAUGCCAUUGAUGAUCGAAGGAUUCAAGAAAGGUGUCAUUAAGUUUGGUAUCAUUACUUGCCGGAAGCCCCUCUAA
Molecule: messenger RNA, 1035 nt
Organism: Microthlaspi erraticum
Lineage: Eukaryota; Viridiplantae; Streptophyta; Magnoliopsida; Brassicales; Brassicaceae
Source: the annotation of a GenBank genome assembly